AUGGCAAACACUAUCAGUAACGCUAUCCGUAAACUCGGGUACCGAAGGUUGACCCAGCAAAAUAAACCCCUCCCCUGGCCGCCUCCAACGCGGCCGGCACUAGAAUCGCACAUAGGAAAGCUGGCUGGAAAGCGACGCUCGUUAUCCAGCGCCGGCGGUCUCUUCGCCAGGAUGUUCGGUAACAACAGUAACAACAACGGAUCUGCUCCAUCAACAGCUGAUGCUGAGCCUACUUUGAAUACAAAGAUUGCCAACCAGCUUCCCACCGACAGUACUCCAUUCGCGGAAAAGGGAAAGAAGGGGAGCUCUGGUUCUAAAACGUCAGCCUUCAUAGCCUCUGCUAAGAAUUCGAUCACAAACCUUGGCAACAAUAACGAGCAAAAGGAAAAGGAAAAGGAAACGAAAACUACUGCACCAAAGGAUGAUCUCCCUACAGUUGUCGUAGGUCCUAACAACAACUCUGCGGGCGAUUCAAAGCCAGGCCCCAAAAGCACGUUCAGAGUUGGCGUGACGGAGGAUAAGAAUAAAAAAUGUCGAAGGACCAUGGAGGAUACCCACUCAUUUCUUUAUAACUUCUUGCCAACCUUGCCGCCAGCUACACCUACAUCAAGUACUACCAACACCUCUGGAGUUGCGUCUACGCACUCGACCGAGGAGACAGUAGAAUCAGACAAUGGAUACUUUGCGAUCUUCGAUGGCCAUGCGGGGACAUAUGCUGCCGAUUGGUGUGGAAAGAAAUUGCAUCUGCUAGAAAAGCUACCUGUCAGGAAUAGUGGGUGUACAGCUGUUUGUGCUGUUUUGAGGUGGGAGGAUAGGCCGGUGCCGAAUAGUGCUGGGCAGUUGGAUGCUGCCAAAGGGAAGGGAGCAGUCAACGACGAAAACUCGAAACCCUCCCUAAACUUGGCGACAGAAAGACAGAGAGUCCUAUAUACAGCCAACGUUGGCGAUGCUAGGAUUGUACUUUGCAGAAAUGGCAAAGCUCUAAGGCUGAGUUAUGAUCAUAAGGGAAGCGAUGAAAAUGAAGGGAAAAGAGUGGCAAACGCUGGAGGUUUGAUAUUAAACAACCGUGUCAACGGGGUUCUGGCUGUCACUCGUGCCCUAGGAGACAGUUAUAUGAAGGAAUUAGUCACAGGACAUCCUUACACCACGGAAACUGUCCUACAGCCCGAAGCAGACGAAUUCAUUAUACUUGCUUGUGAUGGCCUUUGGGAUGUUUGUUCGGACCAGGAAGCAGUCGAUCUCGUUCACGCCGUCAAGGACCCACAGGAAGCGAGUAAAAUGCUUGUAGACUAUGCUUUGGGCAGGUUUUCUUCGGAUAAUCUCAGUUGUAUGAUUGUGCGUUUAGAUCCCACUGGCAAGUUUCCUGGGUUGAAGACUCUGGAUUCUGUGGUAGAGGUGAAGGGAGAAGUGGCGCAGCCGACGAAGAAGUAG
Morchella importuna is the source of this 1431-nucleotide messenger RNA. RefSeq lists its product as uncharacterized. The transcript has 7 exons. The record is from RefSeq and is a predicted model, not a curated record. Gene Ontology annotation, molecular function: protein serine/threonine phosphatase activity; cation binding. Lineage: Eukaryota; Fungi; Ascomycota; Pezizomycetes; Pezizales; Morchellaceae. The coding region runs from base 1 to 1431 and encodes 476 amino acids. Gene Ontology annotation, biological process: protein dephosphorylation.